AUGGACCUGGAGAGGAUCAAGCAAAACCUCCGCUUACGCUCUGGCCGAUUGAAGAAGAAGAGUCGCAAGCCCACCGUUCAGUCCAAGGCGUCCGAUCCGCACAGCAGCCAGGCCGGUUCGGCGAACCCGCCCGCUCGACCGCCGACGGCAGCGGUCCAUAGUCCUGCCAAAAAGCAGCCUGCUCCUCACAACGGGGACACGGGCAUAGCGCUCUCGCCGAUCACAUUGGUUGACUCGGCGGGUUCACUAGAGCACCGCCCUGAUAUACCCCGUGCUGCAACGGGGCCAGAUCUGAGGUCUGACCUACCGGACUUGUCAAGCCGAUAUGGUCGUUCAGGCAUAGAACGACCUCUAGCAGGUGCUUCACCCCAACCUACAAGAGACCCUCCAGCCGUCCAACGUACCAUGUCGGAGACCGACACUGGGGCCUUUCAGAAUCUAGGCUCAGAUGUCCUAGACUUUGACCUGCGACCGCCGCCGCCUCGAUGCAGGAUUCCUUCAGUCGAGUCACUUUCAGAGUCACUGUUUUCGUCGGGGCACCUCAAGACUCUCCUUCGUCACCCAGGGUACCUAGCACGGUUCACUUCAUUUCUCGCAAUGUAUCAACCCCAGAGUCAAUCCGUCCUUCUGAAUUUCCUCGAGAUCCAAAAGGCCAUCAAGGCUGUUGAAUAUGCCAAUGCUGUGGCUCAAGGAAUCGCACCGCUAGCCAUAGCUGACGAAGAUUCCCCAUCCAUCGGACCUUCCACUGCCGCCACGCUCGACAAGGCCUUCGAGGAAUCAAGUGAGGCUGCAUUUCAUGUCUUAGCCGACACUGCUCUACCUGCAUAUAUCACCUAUAACCUGGUGAAAGUAGUCAGCGAGUGUCUCAUUCAUGAAAUUACUGGCAGACAAACGACCUUUUUGGAAGACUCCGUUGGGGGCUUGUCCGAAGUCUUUUGCUUGACCGACCCGAACCAAGAAGACAAUCCCAUCAUUUACGCCAGCUCAGAGUUCUAUCGUUUUACAGGCUACGGGCCAGACGACGUAAUCGGGAGAAAUUGCCGAUUUCUGCAAGGAACGAGGACGAAGCGAGAAUCCGUGUCGCGCUUAAGAAGCGGCAUUGAAAACGGUCACGAGAUCUGCGAAACGUUGUUGAACUACCGAAGAGACGGCAGACCAUUCAUCAAUUUGUUGUUGAUUGCGCCACUCCAUGAUGACAAGGGCAAUGUCAAAUAUUAUAUUGGCGCCCAGGCGGACGUGACCGGCCUGGUUGAACGUGGCAGCGGCCUGGAUGGGUUCGGGCGCUACCUAGUGACCGAAGAGAACGAAACCCGGGAGGGAGAGAUCGGGGGCACCGCAGUUGAUGCCAGUUCGCCGAGUGCACGGAAAUCAAAGGUGCUUGCCAAACUGCGAGAUCUUAGUGAGACAUUCGACCUGGAAGAAUCCGCGGUCGUGCGUUCGCACAGCAGGUCGGCUUCUACAGCUCGAGACGAUGACGAACGUAGUAUUGGCAGUAGCCGGAGAGCACCUCGACGGCUUAUCCCCGAUUCUGACGGCUCUUCGGUCGAGGAGGGCGGCGACCAGGCCCGCAGUGACGGUGCUCUCUGGACAACACUCGGUGAUUCUGGCCGAUUCGAUUCAUCCGGGAGGCUGCCCGGUGUCUACGACAGCUACAUGCUAAUCAGACCGGCUCCGUCGUUAAGGAUUGUGUUUGUGUCUUCCAAGCUACGUCGCCGACUAGGCAAUAUUGUUCAGCACCCAUUCCUGUCUCAUGUCGCGGCACCGUCCAAAACGUUAUCAGGACUCCAAGAGAGCUUUGAAACGGGCGUGCCUGUUUCGGCCAAAAUUCAUUUCAUGUACAGCCAGGGUGACCGGAGCGAGGGAACCAAGAUAAGCCCAGACAAGCAGCUAGAUGAAGCAGGACAAAGUCGAGUCUGUUGGAUCUCUGCAACUCCGCUACUGGGCAGUGACAAUAACAUUGGAGUGUGGAUGGUUGUAGUUGUCGACACAACCAAAGUAUUUACGACAUCUAGGUUGGAGAAUGGAGCCGAAACGAAUGUGAACCACAAGCCAAUCUCCACCACUACAGGCCGCCCGACAAAAAUCACUAUCCCAGCUCGCGAAUCAACCGGGGAACGACAACAAUCGCGACCCAGCAAGCAACCCGACCAGGAUGGCCCGCCUAGGGACACAUCUACCAGUCCAACACGGCUUGAGCAGGUGGCGGAUACCACCAACAUCGUUCCAUCGACCUCAUCCCCAGUACAUAACGGAUUCCUGGACGAUAAUGAAGACAAGCAGGCAAACCACGAGGGGCCGCAGGGGGUAGAAGAGCCCCAGUCAAACCUGGCUGCCCAGAACAGCGCUGAACAGGAUUCGGAUUUUGUGCCGGUAAACACCAACCACACGAGGCUUGGCUUCGACAGUCCAGCAGGCUCGAACGACGAUUCUGGUAGACUGGCAAUCCAAGCCCAUGGAUUAGAGGAAUGGCAACAAGCUCAUCAUGAAGCUGGCGGUGGCAGUGACGGAGAUCCCGAUGCACCGAUGACAUUGGACCUCGAUGGUGAUCUUUAUCAUGCGCUGGCAGGUCUCAAGGCUGGAGCAGAAGGUGUUGAUCUCGACUCACCGUACGCUCGCGAAACCUCAGAUGAGGCGAACGUCCUCCAUAGCUUCUCAGACGACGAAGAUACUCCUAGACGGCCACAGCGUCUCAGCCACUUUGACAACGGCUCGGCUUCUCCCUCACGGGCGGGAACUAGCACGAUGGAGGCAUCACCAAUGAAAUCGAACAGCAAGCAUUACAUGGACUAUCUCCGUCAUCCCGGGAGCAGGGCAUCGUCCGAAUACAAUCGCCCACUGUCUGGAAGCGGACUUCUAUCGUCGAUGUACCAUGCAGAGGGUGCAGACGAUGAUACGGGAGAUGAUGGUGAAGACUUCAAUGACGCACAGUGCGCAAGAACCCCGUACAGUGUUGAUUGA
This is a messenger RNA of Capronia epimyces CBS 606.96, 2958 nucleotides long. RefSeq lists its product as uncharacterized. The transcript has a single exon. The record is from RefSeq and is a predicted model, not a curated record. Gene Ontology annotation, cellular component: nucleus. Lineage: Eukaryota; Fungi; Ascomycota; Eurotiomycetes; Chaetothyriales; Herpotrichiellaceae. The coding region runs from base 1 to 2958 and encodes 985 amino acids.